Molecule: messenger RNA, 3408 nt
Organism: Sparassis crispa
Lineage: Eukaryota; Fungi; Basidiomycota; Agaricomycetes; Polyporales; Sparassidaceae
Product: Peroxisomal biogenesis factor 6
Exons: 13
Coding region: 1-3408 (1135 amino acids)
Biological process (GO): protein import into peroxisome matrix
Cellular component (GO): cytosol; peroxisomal membrane
Molecular function (GO): ATP hydrolysis activity; ATP binding
Source: RefSeq, a predicted model, not a curated record
AUGGACUUUCUCUUCGAUUGUCCAGCGCCGGUACCCUGCGCGCCUUCUCUCCACUCACACUCUGACACGGACACUGUAUAUCUCUCAGAAUAUCUCUGGAAUGCGUUGAAUCUCCCUCAACCUGCGGAUCACAGGCCGGCAAUUUCUGUGUCCAGGAUUUUGCCAUGCCGAACGAACUUCUCAACGUCACUGAGUUCAUUGGUCUGCUGGGCUAGUCUAGACAACAAUGUCACCGAGCUGGCUGUCCCACUGCGAUUGUUGGAGCAGUAUGGACGCGUUUUCUGGCAAAGCGACUUCCGUCCAUCAGCCACUGACCGUACGCAUUCUGUCACCGUUGUGCGUCCCGUUCCUCUAUCGGAAGUCAUUCUAUCUGCACUCUCCAGCGAGGCCUACGCCGUUGCUAUAUCCAACAAGUCUGCAGUUGAGAGCUGGUUCUUCGGCAAGGGCAUGAUAUUGCGCCGGGGAGCAAUUUGCGAAUUGGUCACAGAGGAGCUGGGCUUGUCAGGGCGGUCAGCCUGUGCGUAUCAGUUGGCCAUGACUGCUCCUGUUCUGCAAGGAUAUGCCAAGAAGGGCGUCACUCGCUUUUACAUCUCUGCCCAUCAACUGGGCGGUUCUAUGUCUAAUGGACAGUUCUCUGAGUCUCCCGAGGUUCGCUCGGAGUCCGACUGGAACGACUUGCAAAAGGAUGGUGUGGAGAUUGACGAAGACUUCCUUGCCGGUUCGGUGCUUCAUUCCAUGCCUGGUUUGUCUCCUCGCAGCAACGAAGGCAGUCCGCAGCCCAGCAGUUCUCGGAGCUCUGUUGAGCAUGAUCACCCGUACGGCGAGAAGCUCCAUAUCACGAUGCCGGAAUGGACAUGUACAGUUGAACCGUUAGUGCAGCCUGUUUCACCCCAGUGGGACGAUUGCACAGUCUAUGUCCGUACUUCUGACCUCAGCAAGAUUGCGGUGCUGAAUGGAGACUGGGCUGUCGUCCGACCUCGACAUGGAUCGUCCCAUCGUCUUGUCCGUGUGCAAGUAAAUGAAGAACAGGAGGAGACUUCAACUUAUGUUACCGCUGCUCCUCAACUUCUGUACAACAUCCUUUCUAAGACAGCCUCGAUCAAUGACUCGGAAAUCUGCUUGAUGUCAAGCCCAUUCGGUUGUCGCCAGCCUGCCAUCCCUAUGGCACGAGCUGUCACUAUUGCUCGCGUAGCGUCUCCGUUCUCGACGGAUCGCACAUACCAAUAUUCGUUCCUACGCGCCUUACAAGGAUAUUUCAAAGGCACAACGCGUCUGGUUAAGCAGGGCGAUGUGAUCACAGUGAAAAUAAAUACGGAUGACAUUCAACACCAAGGAGAAGAAGACACAAGUGGAGAGGAUGGGUCGGACGUUGGACUCGAGUCUCCGUGUUCGUCUGACAACGCGAAUGAAUUUAUAUUCUUCAUUGUGACGAAUAUUGAGCACAACGUCAUGUCGAACCGCGGCGGUGCUACAUCUCCCGAUCUCUACGUAGGGUCGACUGUUGGCGAGCUUGGAUGCUGGGUGGACCCUUCGGUUACGCGUGUCAUACAGACGGGCGUGGAGCAUGCAAGAGUACCCGACGCCGCCCUAUACCUAGGAAUCAGUGCGGAGAACAGCCCGAUCCUUAUGGGUUCAGAAUCGUUAUCUUCUUCUCUUAUCUCGCCUGAUGGUGCCUUUGGAAAAUUGCUUGCGUUGACCUCGGCUGCACUGAACCGCAAUGCUGUUGACUACCAGCUGCAACUGUCUAUUCUUUUGCAAGGCCCUAGCGGGGUCGGGAAAUAUACUGUAGCCACCUGGGUGACGCAGCGCCUAGGUAUUCAUUUGUAUGAAGUCAGCUGUUACGAUAUUCUGGGUGAAACUCCUGUGAAGACGGAAGGCACGCUCCGAGCACGGUUUGAGAAAGCUGCCUCAUGUUCACCAUGUAUCUUCCUAUUGCGACACCUUGACGCCUUUUCGCAGACAACGCAAAGCCUUGAACCAGGAAAGGAACCAACCAUUGUCGACGCACUCCAUGAGUGCAUCGCCGAACUGCAGCAAUCAUGGAACCUCACCGGUUUCCCGGUCAUCGUGUGCGCGACAACAAGUAAUCCUGAUCGAGUCUCUCCACGUAUACUGUCUUGUUUCAAACACGAAGUCAUCUUCGAGGCACCUGGAGAAGCUGAGAGAUACGAUAUCCUGGUGUCUCUUCUCCGUACUCGCACUCUUGCUCCAGAUGUCGCGUUGAAGGAUUUGGCUGUACAAACUGCCGCUCUGGUGGCUGCCGACCUUGUCAGUUUCGUCUCUCGUGCAGAGAGUGCCUCCAUGAAGCGAGCUAUCCAAGAAUCGAAUGGCUGCGCAGAGUUUGACUUGGUCACAGCCGGCAUACCUCUGAUAGCUGAAGAUUUUGAUAUCGCAUUGGCUGAAUCUAGGGCGUCAUACUCUGAGAACAUCGGAGCACCAAAGAUUCCCUCGGUAACUUGGGACGACGUUGGAGGACUCGCCCAUGUCAAACAGGACAUUUUGGAUACCAUUCAGCUCCCGCUGGACCAUCCGGAACUUUUCGCUGAUGGCUUGAAGAAGCGGUCUGGUAUUCUGCUGUAUGGCCCUCCGGGAACAGGAAAAACAUUACUCGCAAAGGCCGUGGCAACAUCCUGUACAUUGAACUUUUUCUCCGUCAAGGGGCCCGAACUGCUCAACAUGUACAUCGGAGAGUCUGAAGCCAACGUCCGGCGAGUCUUCCAGCGUGCCAGGGAUGCACGACCUUGCGUCAUAUUCUUCGACGAGCUGGACUCGGUGGCGCCGAAACGCGGGAGCCACGGCGAUUCUGGAGGUGUUAUGGAUCGCAUUGUGAGCCAGAUUCUCGCAGAGCUGGACGGUUUGUCUACCGGCAAAUCAGGAGCAGAUGUCUUCGUCAUUGGUGCGACCAAUCGCCCUGACCUCCUGGACCCCGCGUUACUCCGACCGGGAAGGUUCGAUCGAAUGCUCUAUCUGGGCGUCAGCACGACACAUGCUGCCCAAGUCAACAUCCUUCAGGCGCUGACAAGGAAGUUCCGCCUUCAUCCUGAUCUGAGAUUGGAAGGCAUUGCAGAACAGUCCCCAUUUCAUUACACCGGUGCCGACUUCUAUGCGCUCUGUGCCGAUGCCCUGCUCAAGGCGAUGUCAAGAAAGGCCGAAGAGCUUGAAAACACAAUUGCCAAGCUCAAUGCAUCUCCUCCGGAUACGCACCAUCCGUACCCUCUCACGCCUCAGUAUUACCUGGCCGAGUUGGCGACCCCUGCUGAGACAGAAGUGCUGGUUUCGGAGGAAGAUUUCACUGGUGCACUCCGCGAACUGGUCCCUAGCGUCACCCAGGCGGAGAUGGAGCACUACGCACGAAUCCAACAGCGAUUCUCGAAAGAGACAAUCAACGGCGCCGGUGGAUCUGCCUGA